Molecule: messenger RNA, 1027 nt
Organism: Symsagittifera roscoffensis
Lineage: Eukaryota; Metazoa; Xenacoelomorpha; Acoela; Convolutidae
Product: nitric oxide synthase-interacting protein-like
Exons: 1
Coding region: 5-871 (288 amino acids)
Biological process (GO): protein ubiquitination
Cellular component (GO): nucleus
Molecular function (GO): ubiquitin protein ligase activity
Source: RefSeq, a predicted model, not a curated record
AAAUAUGACCAGACACGGAAAAAAUUGCACUGCAGGAGCUGUUUACACAUACCACGAAAAGAAGAAAGAUACUGAAGCUAGUGGAUAUGGAACUAAAAAGACGCGUUUAGGUCGCGAUUCGAUCAAAGAUUUCGAUUGCUGUAAUCUUACCCUGCAAACGUGUAAAGAUCCCGUUAUAACUCCCGACGGAUUUCUUUACGAAAGAGAGGCUAUACUGGAAUAUAUGUUAAAACAGAAAAGAGAAUUGGCUCGUCAAAUGAAAGCUUACGAAGAGUAUUUGACAAAGCAAAAGAAAAAAGAAGAAAAUGAUUCUAUGGAAAAGGAAUUGAAGAAGAUUGAAUCAUUUGUUUCGAAUGAAAGCAGAAUUGUCAGUACAUCUCAUCAUUUGAACAAAAAUGGAUCCAAUAAGUCGAAUUCAAACGCAGCAAAUCCGAACAGCUGUUUUUGGAUUCCAGAAAUUUCAUCAAAAAAAUCAAUAUCUGAGACACAUUUAAAGAAACCCGCUCAACAAGUGACUUGUCCUAUGAGCAAAAAACCGCUCAAAAUUAAAAAUUUAAUCGAUGUCCACUUUACGCCAGCAAAUAAAGAAGACAAAAGCGUUUCAAAUUCACAUGCGCCAAAAUACAUGUGUGCUCUAACAAACGAUGCUUUGUCAAAUAGCACACCGUGUGUUGUGUUAAGACCAUCUGGGCAAGUUAUUACUGUAGAGGCACUGGAUAAACUGAUCCGAUCGGAGAUGUUAGACCCAUGGAAGAACGUCAAACUACAAGAAUCUGAUGUAAUAUUACUCCAGCGUGGUGCAUCUGGUUUUUCGGGUUCAGGCGUCGAAUUGAAGGCAGAGAAAUACGCACCCAGCAUGACAAUCAGCUAGAAGAAUGAGUUGUCGAAAGGCCUGCUGUAUUAAUGAGGCAUUGCAACUGCCCCGGUGGCCAGAAACUUGAAAAGAAGUAACAAUGGACAUUGAAAUUAGUUAGAAAUAUUUGGUCCAAUUUAGAAACCAGUUUGGGAUUUAAUUUACGAAUUGUUC